This is a messenger RNA of Cyprinodon tularosa, 7693 nucleotides long. RefSeq names its product phosphatidylinositol 4-kinase, catalytic, alpha a (gene pi4kaa). Lineage: Eukaryota; Metazoa; Chordata; Actinopteri; Cyprinodontiformes; Cyprinodontidae. Gene Ontology annotation, molecular function: 1-phosphatidylinositol 4-kinase activity. The coding region runs from base 113 to 6403 and encodes 2096 amino acids. The record is from RefSeq and is a predicted model, not a curated record. Gene Ontology annotation, cellular component: cytoplasm; plasma membrane. Gene Ontology annotation, biological process: phosphatidylinositol-mediated signaling; phosphatidylinositol phosphate biosynthetic process. The transcript is spliced from 54 exons.
CCUUAUUUGGACCUCUCGCCCACCGUAGCUCCAGCUGGGCUGUGUGUUUUGGUCGGAUGACGGGAAGAGGAUGUUUGUCUCUGUAUAGUGGAGUCCGGGGCAGCCGUUCAACAUGUCUCUGGAUGGAGGAGGAUGCAGAGGCUUCUACUUUAACACCGUCCUUUCUCUGGCUCGGUCCCUGGCGGCUCACCAGCACGCGCCUUUAGACAAGGUGCAGAAGCUGCAAUGUAUGUGCCCUGUGGACUUCAGAGGGGUCUUCCAGCUUGAUGAGAGGAGGAGGGAUGCUGUAAUCGCUCUCGGUAUUUUUCUGGUGGAGUCACACCUCCAGCACAAAGAUGUUAUCGUUCCCUACCUUCUUGGGCUGCUUAAAGGGCUUCCUAAAGUCCAGUGGAUAGAGGAGAGCUCAGAACGCAAAGGACCGGAUGCUCUUCCAGUCGCUGAAAACUUCAGCUUUUGUCUUGUAACGCUGCUGUCAGAUGUUGCCCAAAGAGAUGAGAACCUACGAGGACAGAUCCUGGAGGCGCUCAUGGACAUCAUGCAGGUCCUCCGAGACAUCUGCAAGAAUCCAGAUUCUCACGAUAAAGAAUACCUGUGCAGGUACGCUGUACCCUGCCUGCUCGGUGUAGCCAGGGCAUUCGGCCGAUACAGUAACACUGACGAGCCGCUGCUGUCUAAGCUGUUCCCCCGACCUGCUGCUCCUUUGCUGUCCACUGCGGAUGGAGGCGAUGCUGCCCGCCGGCGCUCUUUCAACGAGUUCCGUUCAAUCCUACCGAGCUCUCUGCUCACAGUGUGUCAGGGAGACUCCCUGAAGCGUAAAGGCUCCUCCGUGUCCAGCGUUUCACAGCAGGCAAGUCCGGAGAGAACAGGGCUGACACCUAGUUCUCCUGCUGAUCCCUCUGCGCAGUACUUUGAAGGUUCUUACCUCCCUGAUGGCAGCGCGGUGGACCCGGAUUACUACUUCUCCACCAUCAGCUCCAGCUUCUCCGUGUCUCCGCUCUUCACCGGGAGCAGCGCCGGAGAGUUCCAGGUCCCUAUGGAUAUGCUCAGACUGCUCCUUCAAAUGGUUGAGCAGUUUGUUUCCGAGUCAUUUCUAAAGUCCCUGGAUGGAACCUUAGCAGAACUUCGAGAGAGCAAUCCUGGCAUCCAUUUCCACUACAAAACAUUCAGUGAUCCAUUAUAUGUGGCCAUAUUUAAAAUGCUGAGAGACACUCUGUACAAUUUAAAAGACCUUCAGACGGACUAUGUGAAAGAAGUCCAUGACUUUGUCCUGGAGCAGUUCAGCAGCAGCCAAUCAGAGCUGCAGAGGAUUCUCCAUGAUGUGGAGUAUCUCCAGAGCGAACUGAGCCCACUCAAGCUGCGCUGUCAGGCCAACGCUGCCUGUGUUGACCUCAUGGUCUGGGCUGUAACAGAGGAACAGGGAGCUGAGAACCUUUGCACCAAACUGUCGGAGAAGCUGCAGUCAAAGACCUCUAGUAAAGUGAUUAUCGCCCACAUGCCCCUCCUCAUAUGCUGCCUACAGGGUCUGGGUCGUCUGUGCGAGCGCUUCCCGGUGGUGGCCCACUCCGUCACCACGUCUCUCAGGGACUUCUUGGUGGUACCGUCUCCGGUUUUGGUGAAGCUCUACAAAUAUCACAGCCAGUACAAUCCUGCAGGGGGUGAGAUCAAGAUCCAUGUGACCAACGAACAUUCCCAAUCCACCAUCAGCGCCAACGCAAACAAGAAGAGCCAGCCCUCCAUGUACGAGCAGCUGCGGGACAUCUCCAUCGAUAAUAUAUGCAGGUGCCUAAAAGCCGGCCUCACCAUGGACAACGUCAUCGUAGAAGCUUUCCUCGCCAGCCUGUCCAACCGUCUCUACAUCUACCAGGAAAACGACAAGGAUGCCCACCUGAUUCCGGAUCACACCAUCAGAGCUUUGGGCCACAUCGCUGUAGCUUUACGGGACACGCCCAGAGUGAUGGAGCCCAUCCUGCAGAUCCUGCAGCAGAAGUUCUGCCAGCCGCCCUCUCAGCUCGACGUCCUCAUCAUAGAUCAGCUGGGCUGCAUGGUGAUCACAGGAAAUCAAUACAUCUACCAGGAAGUGUGGAAUUUGUUCCAGCAGAUCAGUGUGAAGGCGAGCUCCAUGGUUUAUUCAACCAAAGACUACAAGGACCACGGCUACAGACACUGCUCCCUGGCUGUCAUAAAUGCUCUGGGAAACAUAGCGGCCAACAUGCAGGCCGAGCAGAUGGUGGAUGAGCUUCUGGUCAACCUGCUGGAGCUUUUUGUGCAGCUGGGCUUAGAAGGCAAGAGGGCCAGUGAGAGAGCCUCGGAUAAGGGCCCCGCCCUGAAGGCAUCCAGCAGUGCUGGGAAUCUGGGUGUCCUAAUUCCAGUUAUUGCUGUGCUGACUAAGAGGUUGCCACCGAUAAAGGAAGCAAAACCACGUCUGCAGAAGCUGUUCAGAGACUUUUGGCUCUACUCUGUUGUCAUGGGAUUUGCGGUAGAGGGCUCAGGUCUGUGGCCAGAGGAGUGGUACGAAGGAGUUUGUGAGAUUGCCACCAAAUCGCCGCUGCUGACGUUUCCUAGUGGAGAACCUUUACGCUCUGAGCUGCAGUAUAACUCUGCACUGAAGAACGACACCGUCACUCCAGCGGAGCUGAAUGACCUCCGCAGCACCAUCAUCAACCUGCUGGACCCUCCUCCAGAGGUGUCUGCUCUCAUCAACAAGCUGGACUUUGCCAUGUCCACCUACCUGCUGUCCGUUUACCGGCUGGAGUACAUGAGGAUGCUGCACUCUCUGGACUCGGACCGCUUUCAGGUCAUGUUUCGUUACUUUGAGGACCGAGCCAUUCAGAAGGAUAAGUCUGGUAUGAUGCAGUGUGUGAUUGCUGUGAGCGACAAAGUGUUUGAGGUUUUCCUUCAGAUGAUGGCUGAAAAACCAAAAACUAAAGCUCAUGAGGAGGAGCUGGAGCGCCAUGCCCAGUUUCUCCUGGUCAACUUCAACCACAUCCACAAGCGGAUCCGCAGAGUGGCUGACAAAUAUCUGUCUGGUCUCGCUGAAACCUUCCCCCACCUGCUGUGGAGCGGCCGGGUGCUGAAGACCAUGUUGGACAUUUUGCAGACGCUGUCCCUGUCCCUCAGUGCGGACAUUCAUAAAGACCAGCCCUAUUAUGACAUCCCGGACACGCCUUACAGAAUCACCGCCCCGGAUACAUAUGAGGCCAGAGAGAGCAUCGUGAAAGAUUUUGCUGCGAGGUGUGGAGAAAUCCUGAAGGAGGCCAUGAAGUGGGCUCCAUCUGUAACCAAAUCCCACCUUCAGGAGUACCUCAACAAACAUCAGAACUGGGUCUCAGGUCUCUCUCAACACACGGGUCUGGCCAUGGCGACAGAAAGCAUCUUGCACUUUGCUGGCUACAACAGACAAAGCACCACUUUGGGGUCCACCCAGCUGACUGAGAGGCCAGCCUGUGUGAAGAAAGAUUACUCCAACUUCAUGGCAUCCCUGAACCUCCGGAACAGAUACGCUGGAGAGGUUGCAGGUAUGAUCCACUUUGCUCAGGCAGUCAGAGGACAGUCUGAUCUGACUCGGCUGAUGAUCAAACAGAUGGGAGAGGCUUUGGACUCGGCUCAGCCUGAGGCCUUCACUGAGGCCAUGUUUAAACUGGCUGCUUUGCUCAUCAGCAGCAAAGAAUGCGACCCUCAGCUCCUGCACCACCUCUGCUGGUCGCCCCUUAAGAUGUUUACAGAGCACGGCAUGGAGACUGCCAUUGCAUGCUGGGAGUGGCUGCUGGCGGCGCGUACGGGAGUGGAAGUGCCGUUCAUGCGGGAGAUGGCAGGCGCCUGGCAGAUGACGGUUGAGCUGAAGAUGGGCCUGUUCUCUGAUGCUCAGGUGGAGGCUGACCCUCUUGCUGCUUCAGAGGAAAGCCAGCCUGUCCCCUGCCCUCCAGAUGUCACCCCUCACCACAUCUGGAUCGAGUUUCUCAUCCAGAGGUUUGAAAUAGCAAAGUAUUGUAGCGCCGAUCAGGUGGAGAUUUUUGGCAGCCUGCUGCAGCGCUCCCUGUCCUUGGAUGUCGGUGGAUCCAAGAGCGGCGGCCUGAACCGCCACGUUGCCGCCAUCGGACCACGUUUCAGGCUGCUGACUUUAGGUCUGGCUCUGCUGCAUUCUGACGUUCUCACCAACUCCACCGUCAGAAACGUCCUCAGGGAGAAGAUCUAUUCAACAGCCUUCGAUUACUUCAGCGCAGCUCCGAAGUUUCCAACCCAAGCGGACAAGCGUCUCCGCGAGGACAUCAGCAUCAUCAUUCGCUUCUAUGCCAGCAUCCUGUCGGACAAGAAGUACCUGGCGGCGUGCCAGCUGGUCCCCCCCGAUAAUCAGGACCCAUCUUUAAACAGCCUGUCAGUGAUGAAUGCCGCUGACAUGAGGAGCAACGUGGACUCCAGCUCACGCUCCCAGCAGAGUGGACAGGGGUGGAUCAACACGUAUCCGCUGUCCAGUGGGAUGUCCACCACCUCUAAGAAGUCAGGCACGUCUAAGAAGAGCAACAGAGGAACGCAGCUCCACAAGUACUACAUGAAGCGGCGCACUCUGCUGCUGGCGUUGUUGGCCAGCGAGAUUGAGCGCCUGACAACGUGGUACAACCCGCUGUCCACGCAGGAGCUGGCCAUUGCCACCGAGCAGUCAGUGGAGACCAGCAUCGCCAACUGGAGGUCCAAGUACAUCAGUCUGACAGAGAAGCAGUGGAAGGACAACGUCAACCUGGCCUGGAGCAUCGCACCUUACCUGGCUAUGCAACUCCCUACAAGGUUUAAAAAUGAUGCCAUAGUUGCCGAGGUGACCAGACUGGUGAGGCUGGACCCUGGAGCAGUCAGUGACGUUCCUGAAGCUGUUAAGUUCUUGGUGACAUGGCACACUAUCGAUGCCGAUUCUCCUGAGCUGAGUCACAUCUUGUGUUGGGCUCCAGCCGACCCGCCCACCGGGCUGUCCUACUUCAGCAGCAUGUACCCUCCUCAUCCUCUCACUGCGCAAUAUGGAGUCAAAGUGCUGCGCUCUUUUCCUCCAGAUGCCAUCUUGUUCUACAUUCCGCAGAUCGUUCAGGCGCUUCGUUACGAUAAGAUGGGUUAUGUGAGGGAGUACAUCCUGUGGGCGGCACAGAAGUCUCAGCUCCUCGCCCAUCAGUUCAUCUGGAACAUGAAGACCAACAUCUUCAUGGAUGAGGAGGGACACCAGAAAGACCCCGACAUCGGGGAGCUGCUGGAGCAGAUGGUGGAGGAGAUAAUGGGGUCGCUGUCCGGCCCGGCCAAAGAUUUCUACCAAAGAGAGUUUGACUUCUUUAACAAGAUCACCAACGUGUCUGCCAUCAUCAAACCGGUUCCAAAGGGAGAUGAGAGAAAACGGGCUUGUCUCAAAGCAUUGUCGGACAUCAAAGUGCAGCCAGGCUGUUAUCUACCCAGCAACCCAGAAGCCAUAGUCCUGGACAUUGACUACAAGUCUGGAACCCCGAUGCAGAGUGCUGCCAAGGCGCCAUAUCUGGCCAAAUUUAAGGUGAAGCGCUGUGGGGUGAGCGAACUGGAGAGGGAGGGUCUGCGCUGUCCGUCAGACUCCGUGGAGGACGGAGAGGACAAUCCAGACGGAUCUGGCAGGGUUUGCUGGCAGGCGGCCAUCUUUAAAGUGGGAGAUGACUGCAGACAGGACAUGCUUGCUCUGCAGAUUAUCGGGCUGUUUAAGAACAUCUUCCAGCUGGUGGGUCUGGAUCUGUUCGUCUUCCCCUACCGAGUGGUCGCCACGGCGCCGGGGUGCGGCGUCAUCGAGUGCAUCCCAGACUGCAAAUCCAGAGACCAGCUGGGUCGUCAGACUGACUUUGGGAUGUACGAUUAUUUCCGGAACCAGUACGGCGAUGAAUCCACCCUCGCCUUCCAGAAGGCUCGCUAUAACUUCAUCCGCAGCAUGGCCGCCUACAGCCUCCUGCUGUUCCUGCUGCAGAUCAAAGACAGACACAAUGGCAACAUCAUGCUGGACAGCAAGGGCCACCUGAUCCACAUCGAUUUCGGCUUCAUGUUUGAAAGCUCCCCAGGCGGUAACCUGGGCUGGGAGCCGGACAUCAAGCUGACGGAUGAGAUGGUGAUGAUCAUGGGAGGCAAAAUGGAGGCUACCCCUUUUAAGUGGUUCAUGGAGAUGUGUGUCAGAGGAUAUCUGGCUGUGCGUCCUUAUAUGGAUGCAGUGGUUUCCCUGGUGACUCUCAUGCUGGACACAGGACUGCCAUGUUUCAGAGGACAAACCAUCAAGCUUCUCAAGGGACGCUUUAACCCGCAGAUGAGUGAGAAAGAAGCGGCGGCGUUCAUGAUAAAGGUCAUCCAGAGUUGUUUCCUCAGCAGCAGGAGCAAAACCUACGACAUGCUGCAGUAUUACCAGAACCAGAUUCCUUACUGAAGGAAGCAGAACUCCUCCUCAGGACGUCGGUGGGAACCUGACCUCCUUCUGCUCCUCAGACUCCGGCGGCAACGGGCCACUUUAACCCUUAACCCUCCAGUUUUACUCUGCGCACUGUUAGCUAUGGGAUUUUAUAAGGACGUCCAUGUGUGUUUUAGAGAAUUACUCCUUCUAUCCACUCAAACAGGGAUUCGAAUCACCCUUUAACUGUUUGUGUUUUUCUGAAGCUUUUUGUUAGUUUACCAGCAAACACUAAAGCUUUACUUGCAGAAUGAGGUCAAAAAGGGAUUUUUAGUUCCUGCUGGUUUAAGUAGGAACCUCAGCUGUUUCCAUUGAGUCGCUGUGCUGUUACCCACUUAAUGCACUUUAUAGAUCAGUGUUUCAUCAGCAAUAGAUCAGCAGAUUCAUUAGAGAUGGAAACAAUCCAAGCAGUAUUCUAGAAAAUCAUAGAUAGAUGUCGUUAUACAUGUGAAACUAUACUUGUAUCAAUGCAGGAGUCAUUCCACAUUUAUCCUUACAGUAGUCUGUAGUACAGUGAAGUGGUGAUUUGGCUGUAGUGUGUACCAUAGAAUAUUUACUGUAGAGUUGCAUCCAGAUCACAGGCAGCUUUUUCCACCACCUACCUGUAUUUACAUGUUAGCAUUAGUGUUUACCGGAGGAGCUUUUAGCCCUUUUGCACAUUAAAUGUCAGUGUUGACGUACAGCCGUUGAAAUCUACCCAUAACUUGGACCUCCAGAGCUCUGCUGCUGCUGCUGUUACUAACCCAGAUGUUACAAAGUUUCAUUAAAAGUCAUUACAUCAUUAUGUUUUGAAAUUAAGGCCUUAAUUGGCAUUAAAAUUCAUUACAUCUGAUUAUCGUGGCAUUUAAAAUACUUAGUUAAAAAAAAAAAUUUAUACAAACAAUUUCAUCAGAUAUAUUAUAUCAGAUAUAACGGCUUCCUGUUGAUUGUAAACCGUUGUGUUCUGAACAGAAGCUCGAGGCAGAGAAAAAGCUAGAUAAUGGGAAAAUGCAGUUUUCAUCGAAAGUGGCUGGAAAACCAGGGAUUCAGGACAUGGCCGCAGCCUGUCAACGGUAAAGAUGACAGGAUUUUAUAUAUAUAUAUUAGGAAUGGAACGGUUUAUGAAAACCGUCCGAACCGUUCAUUUCGACCGGUCGAUUCGCGGUUCGAUUCGCGUGUGUUGCGUUCGGUUCAUGCGCUGCUCCUUUUUCUCAUAGAGGAAGCAUUUACACUCCAGAGCAGAAGGUGGCGGUACUACGACCAAAGCCAACCACCAGUAGUAAACAAGAA